CCACUCCCAAGACCUGCAUCGACAGAAUUUGAGAGCCCGGCGUGGUACAAUAUCCAGGAAAAUCCUCACCUGUUCCGUGUGCAAACUCCUAUUAACGCGGACCGCCUGGAAGCCCUAUCGAAAGCUCACUCGGACCAACCCUUCCUGAAAUCGGUAGUUGUUGGGUUGAAGGAGGGCUUCUGGCCUUGGGCAUCGACGCGUCCUCGCGACGACUUCUCAAUAAAUUGGAAAAACUUGUGGGCGCCUCUACCAUCUGAGGAAGAACAGGACUUUGUCAACACCCAAAGAGAGCUUGAAGCACAAUUGAGAAGGCACUCACAACUUUUUGGACCUGAUUUGCUCCCUGGGAUGCACUCAACACCAGUCAUUGCUGUUCCCGGACCACACUCAGAGGCACUAUGUUUCGUAGCUCACCAAUUCACCGGAGAGUUCUGCCAGGACAACAUGGUCGACAAAGGUCAGAUAAAAGGGAAUAAAUUAGACUCACUA
Molecule: messenger RNA, 489 nt
Organism: Lentinula edodes (shiitake mushroom)
Lineage: Eukaryota; Fungi; Basidiomycota; Agaricomycetes; Agaricales; Omphalotaceae
Exons: 1
Source: RefSeq, a predicted model, not a curated record